Molecule: messenger RNA, 2093 nt
Organism: Neopsephotus bourkii (Bourke's parrot)
Lineage: Eukaryota; Metazoa; Chordata; Aves; Psittaciformes; Psittacidae
Product: acyl-coenzyme A synthetase ACSM3, mitochondrial-like
Exons: 13
Coding region: 148-1890 (580 amino acids)
Biological process (GO): acyl-CoA metabolic process; fatty acid biosynthetic process
Cellular component (GO): mitochondrial matrix
Molecular function (GO): fatty-acyl-CoA synthase activity; fatty acid ligase activity
Source: RefSeq, a predicted model, not a curated record
GCUUGCAUUAAUUUGUCCAGCGCUGCAAGGUAGGCAGUAUCCAAUACGUGGCUGAUUUUAAAUGUGUUUUCUUUCAUUUCAGAUGACUGAUUCCUGCAGGUGUGCAUCUGAUUUUUUAACCCACUGUCUGAUAAAACAUCAUUGAUCAUGAGGACAUUUAUUAAAUCAUGGAUUCCUCAGUGUUUGCGGAUUCUUGGGUCACCUUGCAGGUUAUUCCAUGGAUGCAACAGGCUUUUUACAUCUCAGCUUCUCUCUUAUUAUGACUCUAUAAACCAGUGUAAAAAGGAAAUGCCAGAAUAUUUCAACUUUGCAAGUGAUGUCUUAGAUGAGUGGUCACGACUGGAAAAGGUUGGAAGACAAACAGCAAAUCCAGCUUUUUGGUGGGUAAAUGAUGAGGGAGAAGAGGUAAAGUGGAGCUUUGAAGAGCUGGGAUUUCUUUCUAGGAAAGCAGCUAAUAUACUUUCUGAGGCAUGUGGUUUGCAGAGAGGAGACAGAGUUAUAGUAGUGCUGCCUCGUGUUCCUGAAUGGUGGCUACUGUAUGUAGCCUGUAUGCGAACAGGAAUUGUCUUUAUUUCAGGAACAUCUCAAUUAACAGCCAAAGACAUCUUAUACCGACUCCAGACUUCGAAGGCCAAGUGCAUCAUUACCAAUGACACACUGGCACCUGCAGUGGAAUCAGUCAUACCUGACUGCCAGUUUCUGAAAAGCAAACUAAUUGUAGCCAAAGGGAGAAGAGAUGGGUGGCUGAACCUCAAAGAACUCUUUGCGGUGGCAUCUGCUGACCAUAAAUGUGUGAAGACAAGGAGUCAAGACCCAAUGAUAAUCGGUUUUACUAGUGGAAGUACGGGCUUUCCAAAGAUGGUGGUGCAGUCCCACAGCAGUUACGGCAUUGGAUUUGCAACUAGUGGCAGGUACUGGAUGAACUUGACUCCUUCAGAUAUAAUGUGGAAUACUUCUGAUACUGGCUGGGUAAAAUCAGCUUGGAGCAGUGUUUUUGCACCAUGGAUCUGUGGAUCCUGUGUCUUUGUACACAGUAUGCCACAGUUUAAACCAGAAGUUAUCGCACAAACUCUCUCAAGAUACCCCAUCACUACCUUUUGUACUGUUCCCACCGCCUACAGCAUGCUGGUCCAACAUGAUCUGAGCAGGUAUAAGUUCAUGAGCCUGAAACACUGUGUAACUGGAGGGGAACCGCUCAAUCCUGAAGUGAUGGCGAAGUGGAAAAUCCAGACAGGGGUGGAUAUCCAUGAAGGUUAUGGCCAGACAGAAACCGUAACAAUUUGUGCCAAUAUGAAAGGGAUGAAAAUUAAACCUGGCUCUUUGGGAAAACCUGUUCCCCCUUAUGAUGUCCAGAUAGUAGAUGACCAUGGGGCUAUUCUGCCUGCAGGAGAAGAAGGCAACAUUGCCGUCCGUGUUAAACCAACGCGACCAUUCUGCAUGUUCUCUGAGUACUUGGAUAAUCCAGAGAAAACUGCUGCCUCUGUGCGUGGAAAUUUUUAUGUCACUGGGGACAGAGGGAUUAUGUGUGAAGAAGGAUAUGUCUGGUUUGUUGGAAGAGCUGAUGAUAUAAUUAAUUCUUCUGGGUAUCGCAUUGGCCCAUUUGAAGUUGAAAGUGCGUUAAUGCAGCACCCUGGAGUCUCAGAGGUAGCUGUUGUCAGCAGUCCUGAUCCAGUUCGAGGGGAGGUAGUCAAAGCCUUCAUUGUUUUAGCUCCUGCUUAUGUGUCACACGAUCCAGAAAAAUUAACUCAUGAGCUUCAGCAAUAUGUCAAGAAGGUGACUGCACCUUACAAGUAUCCGAGGAAGGUGGAAUUUGUUCAGGAUCUGCCAAAGACGGCUACUGGGAAAAUCAAGAGAAAGGUUCUAAGGAACAAAGAGUGGGGAAAAGUUUAACAUGGUCUGGAAACUGAGGAGAGAAGAUUCCCAUCAUCUGUACCAGCCAUAGCACAUCACACUUGGCAUGUGGUCAUGACCCAGAGCACUAGGAGAACUUAGGAAAAAACAAGCCAUAGAAAAAAAAAGGGGGAAGUAACACUCACGUGGCUUGAGGAUGCUAUCGGCCUACAGAUUUCCAGGAGACAGAAGGUGCAAGUAAU